Molecule: messenger RNA, 822 nt
Organism: Pestalotiopsis fici W106-1
Lineage: Eukaryota; Fungi; Ascomycota; Sordariomycetes; Amphisphaeriales; Sporocadaceae
Exons: 2
Coding region: 1-822 (273 amino acids)
Cellular component (GO): cytosol
Molecular function (GO): aldose reductase (NADPH) activity
Source: RefSeq, a predicted model, not a curated record
AUGGCCCCCGAGCACACCAAGAAGACUUACACCCUCGCCUCUGGCGACAAGAUGCCCGCCAUCGGCCUCGGCACAUGGCAGUCACCCAACAACGCCACAGCCGCUGCUGUCGAGGCCGCUAUCCGUGCUGGAUACCGCUACAUUGACACAGCACUGGCGUACGGCAACGAGCACGAGGUGGGCGAGGGCAUUCGCGCUGCUGGUGUUCCGCGCGAGCAGCUCUGGAUCACCACGAAGCUUGAUAACCCAUGGCACAAGCGCGUCGCCGAGGGAAUCGAUACUUCGCUAAAGAACCUUGGUCUCGACUACGUCGAUCUCUACUUGAUGCACUGGCCGAGCAGCACCCGUCCAGAUGAUCUCAAGAAGGCCUAUGAUGACUGGACCUUUAUCGAUACGUGGCGCGAGCUGCAGAAGCUGGUUGGCACUGGCAAAAUUGUCCCGGCUGUCAACCAGAUCGAGUUGCACCCCAACAACCCAUCGCCCAAGUUGGUCCAGUACUGCAAGGACAAGGGCAUUCACGUUACCGGCUACUCGUGCCUCGGUAGCACCGACUCGCCCCUGUACAAGGACGAGACGCUAUUGACACUGGCAAAGGCAAAGGGCAAAACGCCACAGCAAUGCAUGAUUCAGUGGGGUAUUCAGAAUGGCUGGGAUGUCAUUCCAAAGUCUGUCACCAAGGAGCGCAUCGAAGCCAACUUUGACAUUGACGGUUGGGAGUUGACGGACGAGGAGCUGAAGAAGCUUUCGAGCUUGCCGGAUCGCUUCAAGGUGUGCGGCGACGAUUGGUUGCCCGUAAAGGUUUUCUUUGGCGACGACGAAUAG